AGAAAAUUUCAUAACAAAUGAAAUCUUAGCUUCGAAAUUGAUGAUGUAUAUGCCAACCCUUUUCUUUGUUUUCCUUUACACUCAUAUGCAUACUUUCAUACUCAAAUAUUAACAUAGUCAUAUGUUAUUAGAGUCUAGAAUCUUAGCUUAAUUAAUUAGUAGCAUGUUGGGUUAAGUUGUUAGCUGCAACUUCUUUUCUUCUUCUUCUUCUUGAUUAAGUUGGUAAUUACAAUCAACAAAUGGAUGAAAUUCAGAGGGAAAAAGUCUAUGUUGGUGUUGGAAUUGAUGUGCAAGAUGGAUUCAAGGUUUUGAAUUGGGUUCUCAAGAAUUGGAACAAUAAUAAUUCUCAUCCAAUUUCUAUUGUUAUUCUCCAUGUUGCUCACAACUUCUCCAAUGAUUAUGUUUCUACACCAUUUGGGAAACUUCCAGCAAGAUCUGUGAAUGAAGAGAAGCUUGAAGUUCUAAAGAAGUAUGAAGAAGAUAAAAUCAAGAAGCUCUUUUCCAAGUAUAUUGCUUAUUGUGAUAAAGCCAAGGUGCCGGCAGAAAUUCUUCAAGUUGAGAAAGUUGAUGAACCUAUCCAAAAGCGCAUCCUAGAUUUGAUCUUUAGCCUUGGAAUUACCAAAUUGGUCAUUGGCUUUUCAUUCAUGAAGCCCUCCUUGAAAUCAAGAAGUGCCAUAAGUGGAUUGUUCUAUGUUCACCAGCACAAACCAUCAUUCUGUGAAUUGUUCAUAGUUUGUGGUGGAGAACAAGUGUUCCUAAGAUCAAACAAUGAAGAGAAAAUCAUGGAGGAUGAAAAUGGUGUCACGGUUGCAAGGUUAAAAGACAAGGUAACCUUCAAAGAUUGGCUUGAGAAAAUAAUGUUCAACGAUAAUAAUAACAAAUCAAAUGCAUCAACUUCAAAAAAUCUUGAGUCAUCAGCAGUUACCCAGAACCAAUGGGAAUUUUAUCUUCGAGAAAUUGAUAAUUACUAUCAAGAAUUGUUGAUGUCAUACUCCAAUUUGGAUGAGAGAAGCUGUGUGCAAGAAAAUGAUGGUUCAUCACAGAUUGGUCCAAUUGAGACAGGCGUCAUUAUUGAACAGAACAAUUCUUCUUCUAAUACGAGUGCUACAGAAAAAAUUGAGAUCCUACAAAAUAAAUUGAAUGAAGCUCAAAUGACCAUCCAAAUGAAGAGGAAAGAAGCUAAGGAUCAAAUAGAGAGGCGCACAAAAGCAGAAUGGGCAAUAUGUUUAUGCAAUAGUAGGGCUGAAGAAGUUGAAUCAAGAAUAAAGGAAGAAGUGGAUGCAAGGGAAGAAAUUAAGAAGGAAGUAGAGGAAGAAAAAGAACAAACGCAGGAGAUUCGAAUAGACGUAGAAGAGAGGAAGAGGAGGCUAAAGUCACUAUCAGAGCUCCAUUCCGAGCUCUCAAAGAGGGUGCACGUGUCCAAGAUGGCCAAGUCACGUGCGGAGAGGCAGCUGGAGAAAGCGAUUGCGGAGAGAGCGGAGAUGGUGAGGGAGAUAGAGGAGCUGAGGAGACAGAGGGACGUGCUCAACAGAAGGAUCGAGUUCUGCAAACAGAAGGACGCAAUUGGAAUGGCCGCAAGGCUCAUGAGCCAAGAGGAGGCGGCUGCGUGUGCUUUCAGGGAGUACUCCGAGGAGGAGCUGCGCCUGGCCACGGACAACUUUUCCGACAGGUUGAGGUUCAAGUCCGGUGGAGAUUGGAGCCAUGUGUAUAAAGGACGCAUGCCUCAUUCCACCGUUGCCAUCAAGAUGCUUGCUUCUUCUUUGUCCCUCCAAGAUUUCCAAGCUAAGGUGAGAAUUCUUGGUGAUAUUAGGCAGCCUCAUCUGAUUGCUAUGGUGGGCUUUUGCUCCGAGCCCAAAUGCGUAGUAUUGGAAUACAUGCACAACGGAAGCUUACGAGACAUACUAUUUUCUAGGAGAAGAAACCGGGCUUUAAAGUGGCAUGAUAGAAUACGAAUAGCUACAGAAGUUUGCUCGGGCCUAAGCUUUCUAAACUCAGUUAAACCAAGGCCCGCUAUCCAUUGUCACUUGACCCCAUCCAACGUCCUCCUAGACCGGAACUAUGUAGCCAAGAUCACGGGCUUUGGGCUUGAUGAGUGCCACGACGAGGAGUGUAGCGUUGAGUCAGAUAUCCGGGCCUUGGGGGUGUUUUUGCUACACCUUCUAACAGGAAGAAAUUGGGCCGGGCUUGUUGAGGAGGCGAUGAUAGUAGAGACGGAUAGAGAAGCAUUUGUUGGGGUUCUUGAUGAGACGGCCGGAGCAUGGCCGUUGGAUCUAGCUAAAGAGAUUGCGGGCCUAGGGAUGAGGUGCAUGUCGAGGGGAGAGUUGAGUAUUGGAAUGGUGAUGGAGGAGCUGAGAGAGAUUAGAAGAAAGGGUGAUGAGAUAGCAGCAAGAGAAGGGCGAAGGGUAAUAAGAAGUGGAAGUGGUGCAGAUAGAGAUUGGUCAAGUGCUGUACCGAGUGUUUAUCUUUGCCCUAUACUUCAGGAUGUAAUGAAGAAUCCACACGUGGCGGCAGAUGGCUUUUCAUACGAGCUUGAAGCAAUACAACACUGGUUGCAAACAGGACAUGACACGUCACCAAUGACAAACUUAAGGCUUAAACACACAUUCCUCACCCCUAAUCACAGCCUUCGCUCCUUAAUUGAAGAUUGGCAUACCAAGAAUAAUACAUCAUCUGCAGUUUUAAAUUAG
Molecule: messenger RNA, 2687 nt
Organism: Arachis stenosperma
Lineage: Eukaryota; Viridiplantae; Streptophyta; Magnoliopsida; Fabales; Fabaceae
Product: putative U-box domain-containing protein 50
Exons: 7
Coding region: 240-2687 (815 amino acids)
Biological process (GO): protein ubiquitination; protein phosphorylation
Molecular function (GO): protein kinase activity; ubiquitin-protein transferase activity; ATP binding
Source: RefSeq, a predicted model, not a curated record